AGAUGUGAAGAAGCAGAGCCAUCUGGCUCUGAAAAGUCUGCACUCCUGAAAGACUUGCCUAGCAAAACCAAGGAUGAAAAUCAGAUACUUGCAUGGAUAGGAAAAAAUUUAUCUGCCCAGAGGACAUAUUUAAGACUUUGUCACGUCCUCCUGGUCAAUCGCCUGCAGAUCCUCCACUGAAAGCUCUCCUCCAGCGGUGUUGUUCUCUGCCUCUGCCAAACACACUCUCUGCACUGGAGCCCAUCGCCCUCACACACGUGCUCACUCCUCCAGCAAAGUCGAUAGCCAAGUCAAGCAUUCUCCGUAUGAGGAACAGCAGCACAGGAUCUAAUAGACGGAAGCUGUUUAGACCAGGAUCAGGACCACUGCAUGUGAACAUGUUGAUCAGCGGAGGCUCAGUGGUCAAUGCGGAGGCAGUAUGGGAUCACGUGACGAUGGCCGAGAGGGAGUUGGCGUUCAAGGCGGGAGAUGUCAUCAAAGUCCUGGACGCCUCCAAUAAGGACUGGUGGUGGGGCCAAAUCGAUGAUGAGGAGGGCUGGUUCCCUGCCAGCUUUGUGAGGGUUGAUCCCCACCCUCCUCAACCUUACACAAAACCAGUUUUCUAUAUCAACCCUAUAGCAACUCCAAGGUUCCAUAACACAACAGCAAAGUUAUGGGUUAACCAGGAAAACAUCGCCACCGAAUCCGCUGAGGGUGCCAGCGAGGUGCAGAACGGACACACUGACCCAAGCAACGGCUGCCUGUGCAUUGGCCAACCGCUGCAGAAUCGAGAUCAGAUGAGGGCUAAUGUUAUCAAUGAGAUCAUGAGUACUGAGCGUCACUACAUCAAACACCUGAAGGACAUAUGUGAGGGCUACUUAAGGCAGUGCCGAAAGAGGAUCGACAUGUUCAAUGAUGACCAGCUAAAAGUGAUUUUUGGAAACAUUGAGGAUAUCUACAGAUUUCAAAUGGGAUUCGUGCGGGACUUGGAGAAACAGUACAAUAUUGAGGAACCCCAUCUCAGCGAAAUUGGACCAUGUUUUCUGGAACAUCAAGAUGGUUUCUGGAUCUAUUCCGAGUAUUGCAACAACCAUCUAGAUGCCUGCAUGGAGCUCUCCAAGCUGAUGAAGGAUGGACGCUAUCAGCACUUUUUUGAAGCCUGUCGUCUCCUCCAGCAGAUGAUUGACAUUGCCAUUGAUGGCUUCCUCCUCACGCCUGUGCAGAAGAUAUGCAAAUAUCCUCUACAGCUUGCAGAGUUACUCAAGUACACGGCACAGGAGCAUAGUGAUUACCGCUAUGUGGCCGCAGCACUCGCUGUCAUGAGGAACGUCACCCAACAAAUCAAUGAGCGCAAAAGAAGACUGGAGAACAUUGACAAGAUCGCACAAUGGCAAGCCUCAGUGCUGGACUGGGAGGGUGAUGACAUUCUGGACAGAAGUUCAGAGCUGAUCUACACGGGGGAGAUGUCGUGGAUCUAUCAGCCUUAUGGCAGGAGUCAGCAGCGAGUCUUCUUCCUUUUUGAUCAUCAGCUGGUCUUGUGCAAAAAGGACCUAAUACGACGGGAUAUACUUUACUACAAAGGACGCAUUGACAUGGAUAGAUACGCAGUGCGAGAUGCUAUUGAUGGACGGGAUGACGACUUCAACGUCAGCGUUAAAAAUGCUUUCAAGCUACACAACAGAGACAGCGACGAGAUUCACAUCUUUUUGGCCAAGAAGCCAGAAGAGAAGAUCCGCUGGCUGAGGGCUUUUCAUGAGGAGCGCAAGAUGGUCCAAGAGGAUGAAAAAAUUGGUUUUGAAAUUUCUGAAUAUCAAAAAAAACAAGCUGCCAUGACAGUGCGUAAAGUUACCAAACAGAAAGGUGUGAGCCAGAGCAGGUGCGUGUCUCCCUCGGACCCCUCGUCUCACGGACCCUUCGUGCUCUCGGAUGACAUGCAACAAUCAGAUCUAGUCGAAUUCCACGUUUCCAAAUCAGGACAAUCUCCAUUCUGGCAAAACUUUAAUAAGUUCACAUCAAAAAAUGGGAAGAAAUAGAAGUUCUAGUAUUUAUUGACUAUAAAAACUCCACAAACCUCCAUCCGGAGAAAACUGACUGACAAUCAUAACCCUGAUGUGCUCAAAUCUGUAUCAUUCACCACUAUUAUAUUUGCCUUGUGGUAUUUAAAAGGCAGACUUCAGCUGACCAGCAUACAGUGCUCAUUUAUUACCAGAUGAUCAAAGACAUUUGUUCCACAGCCAAAUAGUCUAAACAGGGUAUUCCUUUCACUUACCUGGGUGAUUUUGAAUUUAAUUCCUAGUAUGAGAUUAUUCCAGAUUUGUGAAAGUGUCACAAUCUUGUAUCGCGCUCUCCUUAAUGAAUCACAGAUGUUGUAUGAUACUGACUGAACUCAUUUCAUAUGAUAACUAGAUGUUUUUGUAUGUCUAAAAGAGAAAAAAGGUAAAGUAGAUUUUUGAAUUUGCCUCCCAAUGGGGUUAUUUUUGAUUGUAUAAUAUACUUACUCUGUAGUAAGCACACUGAAACCAUUCAUACACAUUGUAUUAUUUUUCUGAUCAUAUUUCGUUUGUUUAUCUGCUAUUGUUGAUUCGUAAAAGCUACUCUGAUACUAUUUAUUAUUGUAGUUCAUGGCAAAUAUUGAGCAAGUGUUUUCUUUUUCAUUCAGUAAUGUGCAGAAGUCUUAGGCCAAGAAAAUUCACUUUUUUAAUUUUUUUGACUGUCACAUAUGUAUAUUUUUUAUUUUAGGUAAUUUAUUAUCUGUGCUAUUUUCCUUUUGUCUAACGCCAGAUGUCAUAACCAUAGCCAUAUGGCCCAAGACUAAAUAGUGUGCUCAUGAGAAGAAACUCAUAUAGCCCAUUUGCUAUAUUUUCAGUAAAUGAAUGUAAAUUAUAAAGCAGCAAAUUUAUAAUAACUGAGUAGUUGGACAGACCCCAUAGCUGUCAUUUGA
Danio aesculapii is the source of this 2920-nucleotide messenger RNA. RefSeq names its product Cdc42 guanine nucleotide exchange factor (GEF) 9b (gene arhgef9b). Gene Ontology annotation, molecular function: guanyl-nucleotide exchange factor activity; protein binding. NCBI's taxonomy places the organism in Eukaryota, Metazoa, Chordata, Actinopteri, Cypriniformes, Danionidae. The transcript has 13 exons. The coding region runs from base 93 to 2012 and encodes 639 amino acids. The record is from RefSeq and is a predicted model, not a curated record.